This is a messenger RNA of Pseudonaja textilis, 4385 nucleotides long. It is a transcript of the gene PLD1, whose product is annotated as phospholipase D1. Lineage: Eukaryota; Metazoa; Chordata; Lepidosauria; Squamata; Elapidae. The record is from RefSeq and is a predicted model, not a curated record. Gene Ontology annotation, biological process: intracellular signal transduction; regulation of vesicle-mediated transport; phosphatidic acid biosynthetic process. Gene Ontology annotation, cellular component: plasma membrane region; intracellular membrane-bounded organelle. Gene Ontology annotation, molecular function: phosphatidylinositol binding; D-type glycerophospholipase activity.
GCUCUGAGCUACUUGGUGCUGAAGAGACGUAGCAAAAAAAACAAACCAAAACCAGACGCUGACUGUUGCUUUCCUGCUCACUGUGCUUUCUUUUCUUUUGCUGAACCACAGCAUGAAUAUUUAACAAGGAGAGAGGGCCAGGUGGUCGCUUUUUAGAAGGACAAUGGGGCGCUUCCCUCUCCUGGGGCACAAGCCCCUUGUGCACAAGAGUAAACCUUUAAGAUGUCUCUCACCAAUGGAAAGCAAGUGAGCACUUCAGCACUGAGGAAAAUCGCUGCCGACAUGAGUAACAUAAUUGAAAGUCUGGACUCGAGGGAGCUGCAUUUUGAAGGGGACGAAUUGGAUAAUGAUGUGGUGCACGAUCCAAGAGCUCCUGUGGGCAUCCCAUUCUCAGCCAUUUAUAACACUAAAGGAUUUAAAGAGCCUCAUGUGCAGCUCUACCUAACCGGGUGUCCCAUCCGAGUACGGGUUCUAGAAGUGGAGCGUUUUACGUCAACAACCAAGGUGCCAAGUCCACGUGUUUACACCAUUGAGCUGACCCAUGCGGAGUUUACAUGGAAAGUGAAAAGAAAGUUCAAGCAUUUUCAGGAGCUGCAUAGAGAACUCCUUCGAUACAAAGCUUUUAUCCGAAUUCCCAUCCCAACCCGGAGACACACUGUGCGGAGACAGACUGUCAAAAGGGGAGAAGCAAGACAAAUACCGAGUCUUCCACGCACCUCUGAAAACAUGGUCAGAGAAGAUCAUCUCUCCAGUAGAAGAAAACAACUGGAAGAUUAUCUCACAAAUCUCUUAAAAAUGCCCCUGUACAAGAAUUAUCAUGGAACUAUGGAAUUCCUUGGUGUAAGUCAACUGUCAUUCAUCCAUGAUCUGGGACCUAAAGGCAUAGAGGGUAUGAUUAUGAAAAGGUCUGGAGGACACCGAAUUCCUGGCUUAAACUGUUGUGGGCAAGGACAGCUAUGCUACCGAUGGUCAAAAAGGUGGUUAGUGGUAAAAGACUCUUUCUUAUUGUACAUGAAGCCAGACAGUGGAGCCAUUUCUUUUGUCCUCCUGGUUGAUAAAGAAUUCAGCAUAAAGAUUGGCAAGAAGGAGACAGAAACUAAAUAUGGGUUACGAAUUGAUAAUCUUUCCCGGUCACUGAUUUUGAAGUGCAACAGCUAUAGACAUGCUCUCUGGUGGUGCCAAGGAAUAGAAGAAUUCAUUCAGAAAAAUGGCAAGAACUACCUCAAGCAUCACAGAUUUGGUUCCUACGCAGCCAUCCAGGAGAACACACUAGCCAAGUGGUAUGUCAAUGCCAAGGGGUACUUCGAAGAUGUAGCAAAUGCCAUGGAAGCUGCCAAGGAAGAGAUUUUCAUCACAGAUUGGUGGCUGAGCCCUGAAAUAUUUAUGAAGCGGCCUGUGGUGGAAGGGAAUCGCUGGAGAUUGGACUGCAUUUUGAGGCGGAAGGCUCAACAAGGAGUGAGAAUCUUUGUGAUUCUUUAUAAAGAGGUAGAACUUGCUCUGGGUAUCAACAGUGAAUAUACCAAAAGGACUCUAAUGCGCCUGCAUCCCAAUAUUAAGGUAAUGAGGCACCCUGAUCAUGUGUCCUCUACUGUUUAUUUAUGGGCCCACCAUGAAAAGCUGGUGAUCAUUGACCAAUCCAUAGCUUUUGUUGGUGGCAUAGACUUGGCGUACGGCAGGUGGGAUGACAAUGAGCACCGACUGACAGAUAUGGGCAGCGUGAAACGCAUGACAGCAACCAAAUCUGAGUCUUCAGUGAAUCUUUCUUCUUUCGCUGAAACUGUUCAACCUCAGAUGGAGACUCCAAUAACAACACCUCUUCAAGGAUGCAGUGACGAUGCUCCAGAAGUUUCAAGAAUGAAAGGAGUAGGGAGACCCAAGAAAUUUGCCAGAUUCAGCAUCUACAGACAGCUCCAUCGACAUACUAUGCAUCGCGCAGAUAGUGUGAGCAGUGUAGACAGUGAUUCCUGUAAAGGUUCAGUUCACAGUUUGAAGACCGGGGUUGGAGAGCUUCUUGGUGAAACUAGAUUCUGGCAUGGAAAAGAUUAUUGCAACUUCGUCUUUAAAGACUGGGUCCAACUGGAUAAACCCUUUGCUGAUUUCAUUGAUCGUUACACCAUGCCAAGGAUGCCCUGGCACGACAUUGCCUCUGUAGUCCAUGGCAAAGCUGCACGAGAUGUAGCUCGGCACUUCAUUCAACGCUGGAACUUCACAAAGAUCAUGAAAUCCAAAUACAGGUCCCUUUCGUACCCUUUCUUGUUGCCAAAAUCUCAGCGAACAGCUGAUGAGUUGAACUAUCAAGUCCCUGAGGCUGUGAAAGCCAAAGUGCAGGUGCUUCGUUCUGCCGCUGAUUGGUCUGCUGGUAUUAAGUACCAUGAAGAAUCAAUCCAUUCUGCUUACGUGAACGUGAUAGAAAACAGCAAGCACUACAUCUAUAUAGAGAACCAGUUUUUUAUUAGCUGCGCCGAUGACAAACUUGUGUCGAACCGAAUUGGUGAUGCCAUUGCACACAGAAUUCUCAAAGCUUACAGGGAAAACAAACGAUACCGAGUCUACGUAGUGAUCCCCCUGCUGCCUGGUUUUGAAGGUGAUAUUUCAACUGGAGGAGGCAAUGCUCUCCAGGCCAUUAUGCAUUUUAACUACAGGACCAUGUGCAGAGGAGAAAAUUCAAUUUUGGGACAGCUGAAAGCUGAAAUUGGAGACCAGUGGAUUAAUUACAUUUCAUUCUGUGGACUUCGAAAUUAUGCUGAGCUGGAAGGGAAACUCAUUACUGAACUGAUCUAUGUCCACAGCAAGCUGCUGAUUGCUGAUGACAACACAGUCAUUAUAGGCUCUGCAAACAUCAAUGACAGAAGCAUGUUGGGGAAAAGAGACAGUGAAAUGGCUGUCAUUGUGGAAGAUACCAACAUGGUUGCUUCAGUGAUGAAUGGGGAAGAUUUCAAAGCAGGAAGAUUUGCCCAAUCUCUUCGCCUUCAGUGCUUUAGGGUUGUUCUUGGCAGCUCAAUAGAUCUGAAUGAUAUCCAGGAUCCUAUAAGUGACAAAUUCUUUAAAGAAGUGUGGGUUGCAACAGCAGCACGUAAUGCCACUAUUUUUGAGAAGGUUUUCCGAUGUCUUCCUAGUGAUGAAGUCAAUAACCUAACUCACCUGCGGGAUUUCAUCAAUAAACCCAAACUUGCAUGCGAGAAUCCGACGAAAGCAACUGAAGAACUGAAGAAAAUCCGUGGAUUUCUAGUCCAGUUUCCCUUUCGCUUUCUGGAUGAAGAGAAUUUGCUUCCCUCUGUCGGAACAAAAGAAUCCAUGGUACCCAUGGAGACAUGGACUUAAAAGAGAAAUCAGCUUGAAUGCUUGUUUCUGAGUAAACAAGACACAGAUCUGGUUUGGCUUCUAUUUUCACAAGAACCUGUUGUCACAAGAAGGAAAAGCUGCACCAAUCCAAAAGUGCCUUUUGAUGAUAGGGUUUUAGAGAAAAUAACAGCUGACUAGAGGCAGUGUUGGAAAUAGCAGAUAAUGGAUAAGUUACAUUCUCAAUGAUUGCAGGGCCAUCCAAGCAACCUGGAAAAUAGGAAAAGGGUAAUGGAAGAUACUUUAUCUAAAAGUCUACAGUCAUAUGUCAAGACACUUCCCAUAUUCCAUGCAUGCUCCUACAUGUUUGGUUAUCUCAAACAAAAUCUACAAAGUCUUCAUUAUAAGUAACUCGGAUAAGAUAUUUGUUAAACUAGCCAUCUUUUAUUCUGGACAAAAAUUGGUAACCGGUUUUCCACAAGGAAAACCUUGUAACUAAGGUUACUGCUUGUAGAAAUUAUAUUUCCAGGCAAAGUGACCUGCAUCUACAUUUCUGCUUUCAAAGAAAUCCCUGUGUAACAGUGAUAACGCCUUGACUCUUUUGCAGGCUCUUAUUGUUGCUUACGUCUUUGUAACUAUGGAACUUGUUAAGAUAGAGUGUUUCUUUAUAAUUCCUUUUUAAAUUCUGCAAAUAGUAUAGCAACUACUGAGAAACACUGCACAAUGCCACUUUGGGUUUAACUGUGAUCUUUCUGGAGUACGUUAUAGAAGUUCUGCAUAGAUUUUUUUUUUUUUUUUAGGGCUGCAUUUAGCAGGAGAAAUAAUUUGUCCUGCAUGUGUCAUGUUGGAACAGUAUGUGUUGAAGAUUUCUGAAGCAGUACUAGUAAGCCGACAGAUUUGUUUUGUGUCUUUAAUGGCCAAAAAAAGUGUAUUGAUGUAAUCAUUUAGCAAAAAUCUCUUUAUUCUCUUCAAGAGGGACCAAUUAAUUCUUCCCAUCUUGCCCAGAAACACACUUGUAUGCCUACGGUUCAGUGUUCCAAUAUUUGAGGAGCUGCUGUCGGGCUCUGAGUUCACUGCCACACAAAGACAAGGGGGUCAACCUAUUU